Molecule: messenger RNA, 1059 nt
Organism: Saccharomycopsis crataegensis
Lineage: Eukaryota; Fungi; Ascomycota; Saccharomycetes; Ascoideales; Saccharomycopsidaceae
Gene: DUG3
Product: glutamine amidotransferase subunit DUG3
Exons: 1
Coding region: 1-1059 (352 amino acids)
Biological process (GO): glutathione catabolic process
Cellular component (GO): glutathione hydrolase complex; cytoplasm
Molecular function (GO): omega peptidase activity
Source: RefSeq, a predicted model, not a curated record
AUGUGCCGUUUUCUAAUAUUCAAGGGCAAGGAGGAUAUUCGUUUAUCUCAUCUUCUUACACGCCCUGCCCAUUCUAUCAUCAAUCAAUCGUAUGACUCUCGACUUAGGUUGGACCUCCGUCGCCCUAUAAAUGGUGACGGCUUUGGUGUGGGCUAUUACACCGAUGAUAAAGACAACGAGGGUCCUUGUGUGUUUCGUGCUAUUACUCCUGCAUGGAAUAAUCAAAAUUUGGAGACUCUCGCCGAAAAAACCAAAUCCAGCUUGGUAUUUGCUCACGUUCGUGCCUCUACUUACGGGAGCCUUAGUGAAACCAAUUGCCACCCUUUCACAUAUCAUCAGUUGAUGUUUAUGCACAAUGGCGGGGUUUCUAAUUUCUCAAAGAUAAAACGUCGUAUAAUCAACCACCUCAAAGAAAAAUAUUUCCUUUAUAUUCAAGGUGGUACCGAUUCUGAAGUCUGUUUUGCCCUUUUCCUAGAUUGCCUCGAUAAGCUCGGGUUUGAUCCAAAGAAACCUUGCGGAAACUUUGGUGCUGAGAAUCUCAGAGCAGCUUUACUCCAGACAAUCAAUUUGCUCAAAGAAUUUUCAAAUGAGCUUGAUAAAUCGGAUCCAACUUACUCGUACGAACCUUCACUAUUGAAUUUUGCGGUCACUGAUUCUUCGUCAGUGGUUAUUUCCCGUUACAUUACUUCAAAAACCCAAGAGGCUGCCUCGUUGCACUUUUCUUGCGGCUCCUCGUUUUCAGAAUAUGAGCCAGGUCAGUAUGUUAUGGAAAGGGAGGAUCGGAAGCAAGAUGUGAUCAUGGUGGCUUCGGAACCGUUGACUUUUGAAAGGAAAGACUGGAUCACUGUGCCAACUAAUACUGUCCUCACCAUAAAGAAUCAGACUGUUUUGUUUCAUCCAAUUCUUGAUGAGUAUUACCAGCCCGACUUGCUUAGAGGAAGAAGUAGUGACUUUGCAGCAAGUAAAGGUCUUAUGGGCCCAGUUCCUGUUCUGAUCAGUGAUUUGAGCAGUCCUGUCCCUCCAUUAGAAAGAGAGGGGAGAUCCAGCAGAGUUCAUUGA